CGUUGAAAGUAGGUCAGCAACCAGCAGCCAGCUGCAAUCUGCCAUGGAUGAACCACUUCUUGGCGCAAGUGCAAUUGAAAAGCCUGCAGAGUUCAGGGGUCGACCGCAGAAAGAAUCCGUGGACAGCUCGGAGGAGUGUGAGUUGAAUUCCUUCGAAGCCUUCCGAAGGUACUGCAUCAAUGCAAACAUUGCGUUGGUGAGACCAGAGUUCUUGGAAAAGCUCUGCCAAGAGGGGCGGGUCUGGCCUCGGCGGCAAGAGGCCGAGCAAAUCCCAGGAGCUUUGUACAAGCCGGGGCCCGAUGACGAGUUCUCCUUCAUCGGCAUUUCGCACUGCUGGGAGUCUCGGGAACAUCCCGACCCUUUCGGGUACCAGCUCAAAACCAUAGUGGACGCAUGGCACUACUGGCAAGAGGUCGACCCCGAAGUGUACGGAGAUGACACCACCUACUUCUUCAUUGAUUACAUGAGCCUGCCGCAGUUCAAAAGAAGUGCAGAAGAGCAGACGUGCUUCCAACGCGCGAUGAAGAAUAUGCACCUGUUCUAUGC
Messenger RNA from Durusdinium trenchii, 546 nucleotides. The record is from the annotation of a GenBank genome assembly. Lineage: Eukaryota; Dinophyceae; Suessiales; Symbiodiniaceae.